Plasmopara halstedii is the source of this 1410-nucleotide messenger RNA. Its product is annotated as protein disulfide isomerase. The record is from RefSeq and is a predicted model, not a curated record. Lineage: Eukaryota; Oomycota; Peronosporomycetes; Peronosporales; Peronosporaceae. Gene Ontology annotation, cellular component: COPII-coated ER to Golgi transport vesicle; endoplasmic reticulum. The transcript has 2 exons. Bases 1 to 1410 code for a protein of 469 amino acids.
AUGGGUGCUAUUGACGUUUUAAAGAAAUGGGAUUUUUACAAGAAGAUCCCAGAGGACCUAACGGUGAGCACGCUUCCCGGCGUGAGUUUGUCGAUUGCUGGUUGCUUUAUCAUGUUUGUCCUCUUUAUCCUCGAAUUUAAUAGCUACCUUACGGUAGACUACAAGUAUGACAUUGUUAUGGACGAGGGCUUGGACCAGACCAUGCGCAUCAACUUUAACAUAACAGUGCCCGACUUGCCAUGUGAAUUUGCGUCAGUAGAUGUAUCAGAUAUGACGGGUACCCGGAAACAUAACAUGACGUCAAACAUUUUUAAAGUCCGUUUGGAUCAAAAAGGUCGCAUGGUUGGUCUUGCAGAGGACAAACAGAUCAUGCCACGCUUUGCAGAAGAUCACGAAUAUGGUGAUUUGCCCGAAUCAGAUGCGACUGUUACUGAGUUAGAUGAGUUAACUUUUGAGCCAUUUUUGAAGCAACACCACUACGUAGCUGUUGACUUUUUCGCUCCGUGGUGUGUCUGGUGUAAGCGUUUAGAGCCUGUGUGGACUCGUGUAGCUAAGACACUCCCGUCUUUACACUACGGGCAGCAAGUUCGUGUUGCAUCUGUUGACUGCCAGGCUCAUCCUCAACUUUGCAUGAAACAGUUUAUUCGUGCAUAUCCCUCUAUUCUAUUUUACAAAGACGGCGAUAUUUCUCCCGUGGAAAUGUACUUUGGAGAUCGUACUGUCGAAGCUUUUCUAGACAAAUUCAAGCAGCUUAUGGCUGGUGAAAUUGAUGUCGUUGAAGCUCGAAAAAAAGAGCUAUUUGAACAGGACAAGAAGGAUGCUCACGAUCAGGGACGAGCCAUUGCACGUUCUGCCAUUGGUCCCGAAGGUUGUCGUCUCUCCGGAUUUUUGUAUGUGAAGCGUGUCCCAGGCAAUUUUCAUGUGCACUUGGCCAAUCCAGCGUACUCGAUGGAUUCAUCCCUUGUAAAUGCGUCGCACACUGUCGAUGAGCUGUGGUUUGGAGAAUAUUUGUCGCCUCAUGACAUGGAAAAGUUACCGCACGAGGCACAGAUGAAGUUGUACAUGCACCGUCUGGACAAUCAGGAAUUUAUAUCUUUUCACAAGAACCACACGUACGUACACUACAUUAAAGUCGUGACGAACUCGUACGUGCAAAACGACGAAUCAGAGGUGAACGUUUACAAAUACACGGCGCAUUCUAAUGAAUACCUGGAGACGGAGGAUCUCCCAUCUAUCAUGUUUCGUUACGAUUUAUCGCCAAUGUCAGUUCGCAUCUCAGAGGAUUCGGUACCGUUUUACCACUUCGUCACAUCCGCUUGUGCCAUUAUUGGCGGCGUCUUCACAGUCAUUGGAAUUCUUGACCAGAUCAUCCAUCAGACAGCACGUGCAUUAAACAAAAAGGUGCUGUAA